AUGACAACCGUUAAAUGUUACUGUCGAGCUGAAAUUUUUUCGGAUUUUCUCUACAAAACGGGUUUUUUGUGUAUCGCCAGAGAUUCAACAACUUUUAAUAAAAUUCACUCAAAGUGGGAGGCCAUGGCCCUCCUGACCCACUCAAAAUCCGCCACUGGAUUAAUUGCGGCGAUGAUGAAGAUUUUAAUGGCAUUGAUGAAAAAUGAUAAUAACGAUAAUGUUUGCAACGGUCUGAAGGUGAACGAGCUAUUCUAUCAAGGCAUGCCAAGCAUCGCGAAGAUAUUUCCUGAAGAACAAGAAAGGAGAGAUGCUGAAUGUAAAAAAAAUGAAACUGAAAGAGAAGAGAAACAUGCAGCUGAUCUAAACAAAAUAGAAGAAGAAACUCAAAAACUAAAAUCCGAACAAGAAAAAUUAAUAGGUAUAGAACUUCAACGAGAAGAAAGUAAUAAAAGAAAAGAACAAUUCGAAAACCAGUUUGCUACAUUGGAAGAAAAAAAGAACAGAACAGAACAGAAUCUAGCGGAAGUAGAAAAAGUAAAAAUGAAACUUGAACAACAACUUGAAGAGACAGAAAAAGAAAAAAACAAAACUGAACUUCUGCGAACGGAGGAAGACUGGGCGAGGAAACAAUUUGAGCAACAACUUGAACAACAACUAGAGAAGUUGAAAAAUGAGACAAACAAAACGGAACAAUCACGCAUUGUACAUGAAAAAGAAAAAAAAAUAUUGGAGCAACAAAUUAAAGAAUUGGACGAAAAUAAAACUAAAACUGAAUUAUUACUGUUACAAGAAGAAGAAGAAAAAAAGAAACUUGAAGGACAUUUUAAAGAAGUAGAAGAAAAUAAAAACAAAAUUGAACAAUUACAAAAGGAAGAAGAGGAGGCAAAAAAAAGACUCGAGAAACAACUCCUGGAAAUAGAAGAAGAGGUAAAGAAAAAUGAACAGCUACGAACGGUAGCUCAAGAAGAAAAACAGAAACUUGAGCAAAAACUUAAGGAAAUUGGUGAAGAAAAAACUAAAAAUCAGCUAUCACAAGCGGAACUGGAAGGAGAAAGAAAAAAAUUUGAACAACAGCUUAAAAAAAUAGAAGAAGAAAAAAACGAAACGGAACAAUUGUUAGCGGAAAAAGAAAAUGAAAGAAUAAAUCUUGAGCAGCGGCAUAAAGAGGUAGAAGAAGAAAGGGAUAAGAAUGAAAAAUUACGAGCGGAGCAGGAAGAAGAAAGAAAAAAAGUUGAGAAACAACUUCAGGACGUGGAGGAAGAGAAAAACAGGAUUGAAAAUAUACGGAAAGAGGAAGAAGAAAAAACGAAACAGUUUGCACGUGAACUGGAAGAAUUAGAAGAAAGAAGAAAGACGAUGGAAAGGGAAAAGGAAGAAGAAGAAAAAAAAAGAAAAGAAACCGAAGCAGGACUUGAAGAAGAAGAGAGGAGAAGAAAAAAACUUGAAGAAGAACUAACGGGAGAAAUUGAAAGGUAUAAAAAAGAGGAAGCUGAACGCAAGCGAAAAGAAGAGGAAAGGAUAAAAUUUGAAAAAAGCAGAAUAAAAAUAUCAAAAGUGAAGAGUACGAUGAAAGAGAAAUACAAACUUAGAAAAAUUGAUUCGGAUAUUUUUAUUAAACACAAUCAAAACAAAGAAAAAACAAACAUAGAAAUUUUUGACUUCGAUGAGAGUAAGGGUGGGGACGAAGAUGAGGAAUACGAUGAAACGAUUGAAGUUUACGAUUCAGUUGAUGACGUGGCCGGUAAAAAAAUAAAAUUGAGACUGAUGAAUAACAAAAUGAGACUAAUUAUAUUCGAAGAAAUAAAAACAUGGCUAAAUAAGGAGAGACAGAAACUGCAUGCUGAAAGUAUAAACCUAAAAAAUUAUAGAAAACGCAAAACGGAGAAAGAGAAAACCUUGGAAAUAUAUGAAAGAAGGGAAAAGAGAAAAUCGAAAAAAUAUUUAUACUACGUUCGAGGUUAA
Molecule: messenger RNA, 1962 nt
Organism: Helobdella robusta
Lineage: Eukaryota; Metazoa; Annelida; Clitellata; Rhynchobdellida; Glossiphoniidae
Exons: 4
Coding region: 1-1962 (653 amino acids)
Source: RefSeq, a predicted model, not a curated record